Oppiella nova is the source of this 282-nucleotide messenger RNA. Lineage: Eukaryota; Metazoa; Arthropoda; Arachnida; Sarcoptiformes; Oppiidae. The record is from the annotation of a GenBank genome assembly.
AUGACUGACUUCACGGGUAAAUUCAAACAGGUUUCGGCUGAAAAUUUUGAAGCACUCCUCAAAGAGCUCGGAUUACCGGAUGAUAUGAUAAAUCGUAUAAAGGAUCAAAAACAGGAAGUGGAUAUUAGUAAGGCUGGCAGUGUCUACACCAUUAAAACGGUAACACCACUCAAUACACGGGAGGUGUCAUUUGAGUUGGGAAAGGAGUUUGAGGGACCCCGGUUUGGUGGGCCUAAUGUUAAGUCAUUAGUGGUGUCGGACGGCAAUAAACUCAUACUUUGA